Molecule: messenger RNA, 1625 nt
Organism: Tarenaya hassleriana
Lineage: Eukaryota; Viridiplantae; Streptophyta; Magnoliopsida; Brassicales; Cleomaceae
Product: malate dehydrogenase [NADP], chloroplastic
Exons: 14
Coding region: 72-1400 (442 amino acids)
Biological process (GO): oxaloacetate metabolic process; tricarboxylic acid cycle; malate metabolic process
Molecular function (GO): L-malate dehydrogenase (NADP+) activity; L-malate dehydrogenase (NAD+) activity
Source: RefSeq, a predicted model, not a curated record
CUCUCCUUCUUCUUCCUCUUCCUCUCUCCUCACUGUUUCCAUCACUUCUCUCUCUCUCUCUCUCUGCGGCAAUGGCGAUGGCAGAGCUCUCGUCCUCCAAAACGAUGUCGUCGUUGUCUUCUUCUUAUUAUUCUUCUCAGCUUCGUCUCUUAGCGAAACGGCGUAGCAUCUCGAAUCGCUGUCUCGGGGUUCUUUCUCCCCUUCACCGAACUCGAAACGCCGCUAUUUCUUGCUCUGUUUCUCAAAACCAAGCCCCUGUCGCUGUUCAGGAAGGAGAGCCUAAAAUCAAGAACGACUGCUACGGCGUGUUCUGUCUCACUUAUGAUCUCAAAGCUGAAGAAGAGACGAGAUCCUGGAAGAAAUUAAUCAAUAUCGCGGUUUCAGGUGCUGCAGGAAUGAUAUCGAACCAUCUACUCUUCAAACUCGCUUCCGGUGAGGUGUUUGGCCCAGAUCAACCCGUGGCUCUGAAACUGCUAGGAUCGGAAAGAUCGUUACAAGCUCUUGAAGGGGUUGCGAUGGAGCUUGAAGAUUCAUUGUUCCCAUUGUUGAGAGAAGUUAGCAUAGGAACAGAUCCAUAUGAAGUUUUCCAAGACGUUGAGUGGGCUCUUCUGAUCGGGGCUAAACCUCGAGGGCCGGGAAUGGAACGAGCCGGCUUGUUGGACAUAAACGGAAAGAUAUAUGCCGAACAGGGCAGAGCUCUUAACGCGGUCGCCUCUCAUAACGUCAAGGUUAUGGUGGUGGGAAAUCCUUGCAACACAAAUGCGUUGAUCUGUCUAAAAAAUGCUCCGAACAUACCCGCGAAGAAUUUUCAUGCCUUGACGAGGUUGGACGAAAACCGAGCAAAAUGCCAGCUUGCCCUUAAAGCCGGUGUCUUCUACGACAAAGUGUCCAAUAUGACCAUAUGGGGAAAUCACUCGACAACUCAGGUUCCGGACUUCUUAAAUGCCAGAAUUAACGGGUCGCCGGUCAAGGAGGUUAUCAGAGACCACAAGUGGUUAGAAGAAGAAUUCACUAAUAUCGUGCAAAAGAGAGGUGGUGCGUUGAUACAGAAAUGGGGCCGAUCUUCAGCAGCCUCAACCGCUGUUUCUAUCGCAGACGCCAUAAAGUCCCUGAUAACUCCGACUCCCGAGGGUGACUGGUUUUCGUCCGGGGUGUACACAAAUGGAAAUCCUUAUGGCAUUGCAGAGGAUCUUGUCUUCAGUAUGCCAUGCAGAUCAAAAGGCGAUGGCGAUUACGAGCUUGUCAAGGACGUAAUAUUCGACGACUACCUUCGUAAUCGGAUUGCCAAGUCGGAAGAGGAACUAGUAGCGGAGAAGAGAUGUGUGGCACACCUCACUGGCGACGGGGUAGCCUAUUGCGAUCUUGGACCGGUGGACACCAUGCUCCCGGGUGAAGUUUGAGGCUUCAGACCACGUUGAUGAAUAUCCGUCAUGUAAGAAAAUGGAGGAGUUUCUGUGUGUGGUUUUGUUAGCUUUGUACAGAGCAAAGCCAGAUAUCGCUUUGAUCAUUCCGAAUAAGGGCGUGAACCACAUCACUUUGGACGUUUUUAUUCACAUAAUCACUGUCUUAUUAUUUAUGAAUAAGGGGUAAACGAUUGUUUUCAUAAUAGACAUCAUUGUAUUGUA